Molecule: messenger RNA, 438 nt
Organism: Fusarium redolens
Lineage: Eukaryota; Fungi; Ascomycota; Sordariomycetes; Hypocreales; Nectriaceae
Exons: 1
Coding region: 1-438 (145 amino acids)
Source: RefSeq, a predicted model, not a curated record
AUGCCUCCCAAGAAGAGUGCCGACCAAGAUGGCUCCCCUAUCGGCCUCACUGAUGGUGAACUUCGAUUCAUCAAGGCCAUUUUCGACAACAUGACUCAAAAGCCCGACGCCGACUGGGAUGCCGUCGCCAACACCGUCAGUCUGAAGGACGCCAAGUGCGCGAAAGAACGCUUCCGUCAGAUGUCUGUCCGUCACGGCUGGCGCAGUGAUGGUGCUGGUUCCGGCCCCAGUCCUCGCAAGCCCUCCGCUUCUACUGCCAGUCCCCGCAAGUCUCCUGCUGCUGUCGGGAAGUCCAAGAAGACCAACACUGUUCGAGGCCCCUACAAGAAAAAGUCUGUCAAGAAGGUCGAUGAGGAUGACGACGAUGUUAAGGAGGAGGCUCAGUCCGAGGAAAAGAAGGAGAUCAAGGCUGAGGUUGAGGAUGAUGACACCAACUAA